Molecule: messenger RNA, 1109 nt
Organism: Saimiri boliviensis boliviensis (Bolivian squirrel monkey)
Lineage: Eukaryota; Metazoa; Chordata; Mammalia; Primates; Cebidae
Source: RefSeq, a predicted model, not a curated record
CCCAGGGAAACCAUACCAUGGAUGUGGAUCCUGGUCUAGAUGCGCCACAUAGCGCUCGAUGCAGGCAGAGCUGGCACUGGAAAGGGAACCGAGUCUCCUCCAUGCAGCCGCCCUCCUUCGGCAAACAUUUGCCUUGCUCAUGCCAUAUGCCAGACGUUUUGCUAACUGCUGGGGAUACGGCACUGAUCAAGAUAGAUGAUGUGCCCGCCGUCAUGGAGGUGGAAGUGGAAACAGAAAACAAACCAGAGAACAAAUGCAGCAACCAGAUCAUUUCUGAUUAUGAUAAGUGCGGAGAUGAUAAUAGAGCAGGGUGCCGGGAGAGAGCGAUGCGCGUGGAGUCUGGGGGCUACUUUUGAUGGGGGAAGGUUUCUCUCUGGAGGUCCUGUGUAAGCUGAGAUGAGAAGGAUGAGAAGCAGCUUUCCAAGAUCUCCAGAGAAAGUAUGCCAGAUGGGGGACAACAGCCAGUGCAAAGUCCCUGGGGUGGGAAUGAGUAGAGGAAGAAGAAUCCAUGCCUGUGUGGUCAAAGGCAAAUCCUGCCUCAAAGUCUUGGACUCUUGUGACUGCUCCUGUCAUGCCUCCCUCAGACUCUCCUUGCCUCUGUGGGUGAAUGGGUGGCAAAGAGUGCCUUCCUUAGCUGUGCUCCUGUGUCAGCAUGGUGCCUGGCAGGUGGCUGGAAACCACAGCUGAUUUUUUGCAGUGUCUUUGAGAUGCCAGGAAGAUGGCCAAUCAUUUCUGUUCAGUCCAUCAGCCACACAAAAGCCCUGAGAUCAGAAAGCAUGGGCUUAAUUUGUUUUGUUUAUUUUGCAGAGGAAAUAGUGCUUCCUUGGACUGAAAGCUCUGAAGAAUAAAAGCUGAAUGGAAAGGGGGCAUUUGGAUUAAAUGAAUGGGCUGGCCAGCUCUGACCCAGUUUCCACCCAGUGCAGCAGUGAUGCGGGAGGGAAUUGCCUUCUGGCUUUCUGCUCUGGCCCCGGGGCUGGUCAUUUCACGGGGCUGAGCCUUCUGUGUGAGUCGGGCUUGACAGAAGUGUCCUUGAAGGUGAUUCAUGGAGAGAAGAGGAGGGGAGCCGGGAAUAGUGGCCUCAAGGCCUGCCUGAGUUCAUCCUCAGAUCC